Molecule: messenger RNA, 1424 nt
Organism: Rhizophagus irregularis DAOM 181602=DAOM 197198
Lineage: Eukaryota; Fungi; Glomeromycota; Glomeromycetes; Glomerales; Glomeraceae
Source: RefSeq, a predicted model, not a curated record
UGUAUAUAUGUAUAUAAUAUAUAUAACGUAUAUAUUAAUUUUUUUAUCAACUAACCCUAAUAUAUAUAUUUUCACUUCAAAAAUACUUCUUUUUUUAUAACACGCGCGUCUAGAUCCCAAAUUUUGGGAGAAAUAUAGAAUAAUAAAAGACAAUUUAACCAAAAAAGAAAAAAAAAAUUUCUCAUACUUUCUUUUUUAUUAUAAUAGCAUACAAUCAAUAAGACUUUUUAUUGUCAAAUACAAUGAGCGAUAAAGAUCGCUCUGGAAAUUCAAAAGGCUCACAAGCCAACGAAAAGUCUAGUAAAAAAUCAAAGAAUUCUGCAGAAGGUAGCAGUAAUGGAAAUAAUAGAAAUGAGAUACCAUUUCAAGGUUUAUCACCAGAAACUCAAAAACUUAUAGAAUCAAUAAAAAAUAAUAAUAGUAGUCCUAAAAGAAAGGAUGUCCCUAAUUCUAUGGUGGAAGAAAUUUUAAGGGAGGCUAAAUUGAAAGCUGCUAGUCGUGGGAUUGAUAUUAAUCAUGGAACAAAAUCUUCACGCGAUGAAAACCGUAAAAACAGCAAGCAUAUCAAACCAAUACCUUCAGUAGUUGCUUCUUCAAGUAAUUUUGCUGGUCAUAAUGAUGAUAUUUUAUCCGAAUUAGAUCAUGAUGAUAUAAUAUUAAAACAUGGUGCCAAGGAUUCAGGUUCUUUCAUGUCAGAUGAAUUUGAUGAUAAAAUAAAAUCUAAAAAAAUCAGUGAGGAGCAACAACAACAACAAAAAACGGAUAUUACAAAAAAUAAUGGUGUAUCUCAACCAAAUCGUUCACAAUCACGUUCAUAUUUACCAACUCGUUUGGCAAGUUUAAUAGGGAUUGGCACCGGUGAUAAUAAUGUAACCGAUGAAUCGAAUUCUAAUGCUGAUAAUAACAAAAUAACAGUAGAUAAUUCUUCAAAACCGAAUAUUGAAGAACCUUUUGAACUUGAAAAUGAUGACAAAAAUGUUAAUGUUAAAUCUUUGGAUUCUUCCAAUAAAAAUAAUAAUUCAAAAGAUGGACCUGGUGUAACAAUUGAUACUAAUGUAGAACGUUCUAAUCGUAAAGAACAACGUUAUAUAGUAAGACCUCGUUUAACCAAAAAAAGAGCCGUAAUACGUCGUGCUAGUGCUAGACUUGUUCAACCCUCGAGUAAUGAUUAUCAACGUUCCUCAAAGUCUCCCCUCAAGACUGUGGAGAUAUCAAAUAAUGAACUGGAUGAAAUCAAUGCUCAAUUUGAGGAAACAUUAAAUCAAUUUUCAAAAAGGUACCAGGAUUCAACAGUUGCACUUGCUGAAAAGUCUCAUUUAUUAAAAAGGAACCAAGAAUUACAUCAUAAUCUUGCUUCCAAAGAGGAAGAAAUUGAAUAUCUUAAAAAUGAAUUAUGGGAGGUCAUGAAGACUUAGUAAGAAUAG